GAUCUUUCUUCUUAAAAAAAGAAAAAAACGAACUCUUUAUGGAUUCGAAUUCCGACCCAUGUUUUGGCUUUGCCUUCAACAAUGUUCAAUUCUCCGACCGUCUUCUUCGUAUCGAGAUCACUAAUGGCGGUGAGAUCACAAAUGUCGAUUCGGUUCAGGAUCGCAAACGCAGGAGAACAGAUGUCAACACUAGCGCUGUAGAUGGUGAAAAUGAGAAAGUGUGUAACCCUCCAGCUCCUAGAGUUACAGAAUUACAUAUAAGCUCUCCCAUUUUGGCAGCCCAAAGCCCAUUUUUCUACAAGCUAUUCUCUAAUGGAAUGAUUGAGUCAGAGCAGAAUCAUGUCACUUUGAGAAUAGAAGCUUCUGAGGAAGCAGCUGUAAUGGAGCUAUUGAAAUUCAUGUAUACAAAUUCGCUAUCAUCAGUCACUGACGUCCCUGCUUUGUUUCGUGUUCUAAUGGCCGCAGACAAGUUUGAAGUUGCUUCGUGUAUGAAGUAUUGCACCCGUUCGUUGCUUAAUAUUCCCAUGACAUUGCCUUAUGCGUCGUUUAUUCUUCGUCUUCCUUGGCCCCUGCUAGUCGCUGAUUCCGUAAAGCCUUUGACAAAUGUUGCAAAGCAUUUCCUCAUCAUGCAUUUCAACGAUAUAACCAAGUUGCCACCAGAGGAGUUGACGGCUUUACCGUUAGUAGGUAUCAUGACACUACUAAUGAGCAACGAUCUGAUGAUUACGUGUGAGGACAUUGUCUACGAAGUUGUCUUGAAAUGGGCAAAAGCAAACUCCUCGGUUCUCGAAGAACGCCAAGGGAUCCUCAAUCAUCUCGCUCCCUACAUCCGUUUCCCUUACAUGACAUGUCACAGGCUCAAGAAAAUCUUGACCUCAGACGACUUUGAACUUUCUGUCGCGCACAAACUAGUCUUUGAAGCUCUCUUCUUCAAAGCAGAAUCAUCACUGGCUCAUCAAGCCGCCAUAAAAGCCGACUCACAUGACCGACGGUUUAUUGAACGAGGCUACACAUGCAGACCCAUCAAAACUGUGGAGUUCGAGGUGCCUCACCGUCAGUGCAUAGUCUACUUAGACUUGACGCGCAAAGAAUGCAAUGCUCUGUAUCCAUCGAAUCGUAUCUACUCUCAAAAGUUUCACUUGGGAGGGAAAGAGUUCUUACUCUCACCUUGUUGCAACAAGGACCAGCAAAAUAGGUUUCACCAUUUUGGAUUGUUUCUUUGGUCACAAGAAAAAGGGACGUCGGUGAGUGUGACUGUGGACUACGAGUUUUCAUCUAGGUGGAAGCCAACCCAGGAGUUUGCCAUAAGACGCAAAGGAAAGUAUAAGUUCACCGGAGUUCAAUCUAUUGGAUUCAGGGACGUGUUAGGGGCACCAUGGGCUAGUUUCAUUGGUGAGGACUCCCCCUACUUCAUCAAUGAUCUUCUUCAUCUCCGAGCCGAGCUCUCUAUCCGUCUUUAGGAUCAACCCAUUAACUGCAUCCUUUUUUUUUUCUUUCUUUCUUUCUGAACUUGCAUAUGAUGUAAAUCAUCUUCGUCUUUAAAGUAUAAAAGCAUCUCUGUCUUUCUCAAAUGGAAAACUUGUAACAUGAGACUUCCAAGAAAAACUCUCACAUUAUUAUUUCUCAUGAGAAUCUCUUGAUGCGGAUAACUAGAGUUUCUCCCAAAACUAAAUUGCAAAUUCAAUGCCCAGUGGACCUAAGAGAAUAUUUUCAGACUGCAGAAGAUAACAUUGUUGAAA
Brassica oleracea var. oleracea is the source of this 1739-nucleotide messenger RNA. RefSeq names its product BTB/POZ domain-containing protein At4g01160. The record is from RefSeq and is a predicted model, not a curated record. The transcript has 4 exons. Gene Ontology annotation, molecular function: protein binding. Gene Ontology annotation, biological process: response to red light. NCBI's taxonomy places the organism in Eukaryota, Viridiplantae, Streptophyta, Magnoliopsida, Brassicales, Brassicaceae. The coding region runs from base 39 to 1460 and encodes 473 amino acids. Gene Ontology annotation, cellular component: nucleus.